This is a messenger RNA of Meriones unguiculatus (Mongolian gerbil), 4873 nucleotides long. Its product is annotated as arylamine N-acetyltransferase 2. The record is from RefSeq and is a predicted model, not a curated record. The coding region runs from base 350 to 1222 and encodes 290 amino acids. The transcript is spliced from 2 exons. Gene Ontology annotation, molecular function: acetyltransferase activity. Lineage: Eukaryota; Metazoa; Chordata; Mammalia; Rodentia; Muridae.
AAUCCCCAGCCCUAAGGUUGUUUAGAAAGUUUGGGCGGCUCAUACUUGGAACCCAGGCAACAAAUACUUGAUGGUACUCAGGGGAUUCUAACAAAUGUUUUGUGCUAGUGGUGACAGCCAACACGGCGCUCUACCAGAGAGACUUGUAGUUAUUUAUCUUCUUUAAUAGUACUCCUUUCUUAUCAGUCACAAACGAACAAGUUUACUUAAAGGGUUUGUGAGAAUUAAGGAGGUGAAUUAACAGCUUAGAAAACGUUCAGUCGGAUUCCCUUCUGGAUACUUACACUGUCCACUGCAUGCCUGGAGGAAUUCAUGGAGGGACUUUUGUCAUGCUUCAAGAAGGGAAACCAUGGACAUUGAAGCAUACUUUGAAAGAAUUGGUUAUCAGAACUCCAGGAAUAAACUAGACUUGCAGACAUUAACUGCAAUCCUUCAGCACCAGAUACGAGCCAUUCCUUUUGAGAACUUGAACAUCCAUUGUGGGGAAUCUAUGGAGCUGAACUUAGAGACCAUCUUUGAUCAAAUUGUGAGGAAGAAGCGGGGUGGUUGGUGUCUCCAGGUCAAUCAUCUGCUGUACUGGGCACUGACCAAAAUGGGCUUUGAAACCACAAUGCUGGGAGGAUAUGUCUUUAACACUGCAGCCAAUAAGUACAGCAGUGGUAUGAUUCACCUGCUAGUACAGGUGACCAUUGGUGACAAGGACUACAUUGUCGAUGCUGGGUUCGGACGCUCCUAUCAGGUGUGGGAGCCUCUGGAAUUAACAUCAGGGAAGGAUCAGCCUCAGGUGCCUGCCAUCUUCAUUUUGACAGAAGAGAAUGGAACCUGGUACUUGGACCAAAUCAGAAGAGAGCAGUACAUUCCAAACCAAGAAUUUGUUAACUCAGACCUCCUUGAGAAGAACAAAUAUCGAAAAAUUUAUUCUUUUACUCUUGAGCCUCGUACCAUUGAGGAUUUUGAGUCCACGAAUACCUACCUUCAGACGUCACCAGCGUCUGUGUUUACAAGCAAAUCUUUUUGUUCCUUGCAGACGCCAGAAGGGGUUCACUGCUUGGUUGGCUCCACCCUGACCUAUAGGAGAUUUAAUUAUAAGGACAAUAUAGAUCUGGUAGAGUUUAAGAGUCUCACUGAGGAAGAAAUAGAAGAUGUACUGAAAACUAUAUUUGGUGUUUCUUUAGAGAAAAAACUUGUGCCCAAGCAUGGUGAUCGAUUUUUUACCAUUUAGAACAAGUGGCAGUAGAAGUUUUGGUGUCCCUCAAUGUUCUUGGACAAUUUAUGAUAAAAUGCUCAAACAGGUGGACAGUGUACAUAAUCAUGUGAGCUUUUUUGUAUUUAUCUCCCAGCCUAGUAAUUUGUUGAAUCUUUUCUACUCCUAUAAUUUAUGGAAGAAACCAGUAGACAUUUUACCUGUAAAAUAUCAGCACUUCUGGUUGAAUGACUUCUGAAUGAAACAUUCAAAGAGUACCUUACUGAUGACAUGGGCAUACUGGUAACCGUGCUGAUGUGUACUAGGACAUACCCAAUGCUGUUUUACAGCUAAAUUCAUAUAGAAUCUGUGCUAACGGCUGAGUAAAAGGAAUAGCGAACAAAGCAUUGCCAUUAAAGUCAACCAGCAUGUAUCUGCCAUGAGAUACAUGAGAUAGCACCUGUAUGAUUUAGGAUUUGGAUUCAGCAAAGAAGAAUGGGAGGUUGUGUUGGUUCCAAAUAAUUACAUAAUUUUCAAUAUAUUACUUCCAGCAGCACCUAGGGAUAUAGGAUUAGGACCCAAGAGAACCAGCCACACAGCUAAUGAUUGCUUUCUGUGUUGUUUUCAUAUCUACUUCUGUUAAUACUGUUUUUCUUACUGUGGGAACAAACACCAAUUUAGAAAUUUGAGCUUUUAGGUUUUAAGAAUGUAUGUCUAAAAUAAUAUAAAUGAAGAAAUAUGCAUCCCAAACUCAUUUUUAAAGAGGUAUAUUAAAACAUAGUUGACUAAUACAGGUUUUAUCUGGAGGAGUCAGGGUAUAAUGGGCUUGGUGUCUUCUGCAAAGGAGUCUUAUGUUUAUUUUACUUCUCAGGCAUGUUAAUAUUUACUGUUGACUCUACUAGAUUUGAAAUCACAUAGAAAACACACUUGUAAACUUCCCUAUGAGUAAUUUUAGAGACGUUUAACUGAAGAAGAGUCAGCUGACAAAGGAAUGUGGGCAGCACCAUUCCCUUUGUUUAGGUCCUGUACUGAAGAAAACAGAAAAAGAAAAGAAGAAAAAAAAAAAAAAGGAAAAAACAUGCGCUGAGCGAUGUUUGUUCAUUGCUGAUUGUGACACUCUGUGACCCGCUGCUUCGUGUGCUCACUUCUACAACUGUUAUGGAGCCUGCAAACUAUGAGCUAAAGUGCAAAUAGGUGGUACUCGUUUCAUCUGUAACAAAUCAGCCACAGAUUUAGGGGGGGUGGUGGAGGGAGAGAACCAAAUCUGCAGUAAAUAUUAGAUAAAUAUCUGUUAGAUGGAUGCCUACAUAAAUUCAUUAAGCCAAUGAUUUUGACAUUAGGGGAGCUUUUAAUGGACCUUCUUUCAUCUUGCUUUGGACACUCCUCAAAUGUCCAUUCUGUGUUACAUUAUGUCCCUUUUGAAAUCCUUUCUCACUGUCACCCACUGGCUUUUUUCUUGAUGAAAGAUUGCUGUCAGAUCCUGAGACCUAUGAGUGUGAAUAGUACUUCAGACUUGGAGUGUUGACUCUUCUAUACUUCACCUUUUUAUUGUGCUUGCCGGUAUCGAGGAUAUAAUGUAAAAUUCAAACUUCUGAGAGCAGCUCUCUUUCUUCAGCUAUGAUAAUCAAGAAAAUGUGAAGUGAGGAGGAGCAUUAGAAUGGAGAAAAUACUUUAAGCUAGCACGUUUCCUAGUGGAUAUUUUAUGUAGUGAUGAGGACACAGGGGAAGGUACGAGUCCCAAGCAGAGGUUGACCAGAGGCCUGACCUGAGUAAAAAGGAGUAAUGAAAUAAUUCUCUGGUUAAUGAUGCUUUCCCAUCUCCCUUCUUUGGCUUUAUUUACCACAACUAUUCUCUUUGUCAGUGUCAAGUCUUUAGGAUACUUUUCAGAACAGAAAAGGAUUUCACACAUUCAUCAAGACCAUACUCCUGACACAACACGCUGAGCCAGUCAAACUGUGGCCCGUGGAGAACAGUGAGGGUUUAGGACACUCAGCGAAGCCAUCUGUACAGUGAGUGUCUUACUCCCAGUCCAGUUGUUUCUCCUUAGAGCUUUCUACUAUAUGGGGAAAAGCAAAUGUGUCAAGAGUCAGAAACAGAUAUAAAAUCAGGACUUUAGUGCUGACUGCAGUGUGUGUUAGUUUCUAUCAAAUGAAAUUCAAAUGACUGAAGAAAGAAAAAUCCCACCAAAAUGUAUAGGCAGAGGUUUAAGACAACCCUCCAUUCUUUGUGGUCGCCCAAACCAUUGUCUGUCCUUCUGAGAACCCCACAGAAAUUUGAAUAUGGCCGCUUCUCUUGGGGCUCUUAGACUAAUAAAAAAGCCUGGCCCCAGGGAGAUGUCUGGACUGUUCUGAUAAUGAAUGUAUACUUAGUUCCCAGUCUUUAAGAUAGAGCCAAGUGAAGUUUAUGUCCUACUCCACACUAUACAAAUAGAACUGUGAAAAAUCCCAGUGUCCUUUUAGUCCUAUUGAGGGUUCACAUUUUAAUCCUGGAGUGGAAAGCCAGACUCAUUGCACAUUUGCAUCUGUUUUCUGUGUUCUAGGACCACUGUAGUCCUGUUGCAGCCGAAGCAGUACUAAGAGUGCUAUUUAUGGUAACAUGUUUAUAUUAAAAUAGAAGAAAAAUAAUCAAAUAAUAAUCUAGCACUACACUCAGAUACUAGGAAAGCAGGAGCUAUCUAACUUCAAAGUAAAUAGAAAGGAAAUGUAAAGAUCAGAGCAAACACAAUGUGCAGAAACAGCAACAGCAAACAUAGCAACAGAGUAGGAUUUUGGAAAAGUUAGAUGAACUGGAAAACAAUUAGCUAUACUACGUAGAAAUUAAAAAGUAAUUAAACUGACAGUGAAAGGGGAAACCUUAUAACUAAAAACAACUGCAAAGAUUCCUAAGAUAUUGCUGUAAACAACAAAAUGAGCCAACAGACAACUAAGGAUAAUAUGUUUGUAGAAACAUUAAGACUGAACCAGAAAGUAAUAGGAUAUUUGAAUAGACCAAUAAUGCAAAAGGGCAUCGAAUCACUCAGCAAAAGCCUGAUUAAAGAAAACCCAGAACCAUAUGGCUUGAUAGCUGAAUCAUUUGAAGAUAAACAAUCAUAGCUGUAUUUCUCAAUUUCUUUCUGCAAACUAAAGGAAGGAGGCAUAUUUCUAACCUUAUGUCACUUGGCCAAAGCCAGUGAUAUCCCCAGAAAAGAAAACUGCAGCCCAGCAUUUCUAACUACGUAGUUGCAAAAUCUUCGAGGUCAUUGUUUUCAAUAGCAGUCUAGGUGCAAGGAUGCCUCAACACACACAAAUCAGCUAAUGUGAUUUGCCGUAAUGAAAGCUGACAAUAUAAAAGCUAUAUAAUCACUUCAAGAUAUGUAUGAAAAGAUACUGUCAACUUACUUUCCUGAUGUAAGCUCUCAAUGACUUUGGCACAGAAAGAAUGUUCCUCAAAAGAAGAAAAGUUGCAUGUGACACCCUUUCAGCUAACAUUAUAACCUAAGGUCAGCAAUGGAACAAGAGUGCUUACUCCCAGCAUUCUGUGCAAUCUAGAAUGGGACAUUCUAGUCCCAUAGGAGAUGAGAAGAAUUCAAGUAAUAAUGCAAGAAGUGCAUUAUCUCUCAUCUCUCUCUCCAUCCACCAUCUUUCUAUCUUCCUAUCUAGCUAUCUAGCUAUCUAUCUAUCUCUCAUUAAAUUUUAUUGUUUGCUUGCUUGA